CGGCACCGCCCGGGAAGCUGAGCGAAGCUGGGUGCUACCGCCACAUCCUCCGGAGCUCUGGGUCCAGGCGAGCCGAGUCGAGCCGGGCCAGGACCAAGCGGAGCGGUCCGACGGCACGAGCGAGCCGAACGCUGAGCCAUGGCGCACCAGACUGGCAUCCAUGCCACUGAAGAGCUAAAGGAAUUCUUUGCCAAGGCCCGGGCUGGCUCUGUCCGACUCAUCAAAGUCAUCAUUGAGGACGAGCAGCUCGUGCUGGGUGCCUCGCAGGAGCCAGUGGGACGCUGGGACCAAGACUACGACAGGGCUGUGCUGCCACUGCUAGAUGCCCAGGAGCCGUGCUACCUCCUCUUCCGCCUUGACUCUCAGAAUGCCCAGGGUUUCGAGUGGCUCUUCCUGGCCUGGUCACCUGAUAAUUCUCCUGUGCGGCUGAAGAUGUUGUAUGCAGCCACGCGAGCCACAGUGAAGAAGGAGUUUGGAGGCGGCCACAUCAAGGAUGAACUCUUCGGGACAGUAAAGGACGACCUCUCCUUGGCUGGGUACCAGAAGCACCUGUCAUCCUGUGCCGCACCUGCCCCACUGACAUCGGCUGAGAGAGAGCUCCAGCAGAUCCGCAUCAACGAGGUGAAAACCGAGAUUAGUGUGGAAAGCAAGCACCAGACCCUGCAGGGCCUGGCCUUCCCCCUUCAGCCCGAGGCCCAGCGGGCACUCCAGCAACUCAAGCAGAAGAUAGUCAACUAUAUCCAACUGAAGCUGGACCUGGAACGGGAGACGAUCGAGCUGGUACACACAGAGCCCACAAGUGUGGCCCAGCUGCCCUCCCGGGUUCCCCGAGAUGCUGCCCGCUACCACUUCUUCCUGUACAAGCAUACCCAUGAGGGUGACUCCCUUGAAUCUGUGGUGUUCAUCUACUCCAUGCCGGGAUACAAGUGCAGCAUUAAGGAGCGCAUGCUCUACUCCAGCUGCAAGAGCCGCCUCCUUGACUCUGUAGAGCAAGACUUCCAGCUGGAGAUAGCGAAGAAGGUUCUCUGCCUCAGGACCCUGCACCCCUUGUCUCUCCUGGUACAAGCCGCAGUGCUGGCCGAGGCUCUGGCCCUGGGCACCCUGCCUGCCUUCCUGCCCUGUGAGCUGAAGCCUCAUGGCCUGGUAGACUGCAACUGGCUCUUCCUGAAAUCUGUGCCCCGCUUCUCUGCAGCAACACCCCGUUCCAAUAUCACCAACCUCUCCUUGAUCUCCAACCGCAUCCACCACCUGCAUAACUUUGACUUCGUCCACUUGCCCAACCUGCGGAAACUGAACCUCAAAUGGAACUGCCCGCCCACUGGCCUCAGCCCCAUGCACUUCCCUUGUCGCAUGACCAUCCAGCCCAACACUUUCAAGGCUGUGCGUACCCUGGAAGACCUGAACCUGAGUUACAAUGGGAUCACCACUGUACCCCCACUGCCCAGCUCCCUAAUGAACCUGAGCCUGAGCCACACCAACAUCCUGGUACUCGAUGCUGACAGCUUUACUGGCCUGCACAGCCUGCGCUUUCUCUUUAUGGAUGGGAACUGUUACUACAAGAACCCCUGCCAUGGGGCAGUGGAGGUAAAGCCAGGGGCUCUCCUGGGCCUGAGCAACCUCACCCAUUUGUCUCUCAAGUAUAACAACCUCACGAAGGUGCCCCACCAACUGCCCCCGAGCUUGGAGUACCUACUGGUGUCCUAUAACCACAUCGUCAAGCUGGCACCUGAAGACCUAGCCAACCUGACCUCCCUGAGAGUACUUGACGUGGGUGGGAACUGCCGCCGCUGCGACCAUGCCUUCAACCCCUGCAUAGAAUGCAAGCAAGAGUCCCUCCUGCUGCACCCCGAGACCUUCCAUCACCUGAGCCACCUCGAAGGCCUGGUGCUGAAGGACAAUUCUCUCCACAUGCUGAACCCCUCCUGGUUCCACGGCCUGGCCAACCUUUCAGUGCUGGACCUGAGUGAGAACUUUCUCUAUGAGUGCAUUACCAAAACCACCGCCUUUCAGAACCUGACAAGCCUGCGCAAGCUCGACCUGUCCUUCAAUUACUGCAAGAAGGUAUCAUUUGCCAAGCUCCACUUGGCAAAGUCUUUCGCCAGCCUGGUGUCCCUGCAAGAGCUGAACUUGAACGGCAUCUUCUUCCGCUUGCUCAACCAGUACACGCUCAGGUGGCUGACCCCUCUGCGCAACCUCCACACUCUGCAUCUUCAAAUGAACUUCAUCAACCAGGCCCAGCUCAGCAUCUUUGGUACCUUCCCAAGCCUUCGCCUUGUGGACCUGUCAGACAACCGCAUUAGUGGGUCUUUGAUAGUGUCAGCAGUCACCCCCAAAGAGGCAGAUGAUGGGGCGCAGGAGAGUCUGUGGUCUGGGGUUCUCGCUUCAGCUCCACUGAGCACCCCUGACCAUAAGAACACCAUGGUCAGAUGCAGGAACCUCCCGUUCACCUUGGAUCUGUCUCGGAACAACCUGGUGGCGAUCCACCCAGAGAUGUUCGCCAACCUCUCACACCUCCAGUGCCUAAGCCUGAGCCACAACUGCAUUGCACAGGCUGUCAACGGCUCUCAGUUCCUGCCACUGACCGAACUGAAGGUGCUGGACCUGUCCCAUAACAAGCUGGACUUGUACCACGGGCGCUCUUUCACUGAGCUCCCACAAUUGCAGGCCCUGGACCUGAGCUACAACAACCAGCCCUUCAGCAUGAAGGGUAUCGGUCACAACUUUAGUUUUGUAACCCAUCUGUCCACGCUGCGAUACCUCAGCCUGGCACACAAUGACAUUCACAGCCGUGUGUCCUCACAUCUUCGCAGCGCCUCGUUGGUAUCCCUGGACUUCAGUGGCAAUUCUGUAGGCCUCUUGUGGGGUGAGGGGGACCUUUAUCUCCAGUUCUUCCAGGGUCUGAGAGUCUUGAGCAAACUGGACCUGUCUCAGAAUCGCCUGCAUAUUCUCCUGCCCCAGAACCUCGCCAACCUCCCAAAGAGCCUGAAGGAUCUGAAUCUCCGUGACAAUUACCUGUCUUUCUUUAACUGGAGCAGUCUGACCUUCCUGCCCAACCUGGAAGUCCUGGACCUGGCGGGAAACCAACUAAAGGCCCUGGCCAACGGCACUCUGCCUUACGGCACCCGGCUCCAGAAACUGGACGUCAGUAGCAAUAGUAUUGUCUCUGUGGUCCCAGCCUUCUUUGCCCUGGCCUUAAAUCUGAAAGAGGUCAACCUCAGCGACAACAUCCUCAUGACAGUGGAUCGCUCCUGGUUUGGGCCCAUAGUGGUGAACCUGACCAUGCUAGACGUGAGAAGUAACCCUCUGCACUGCGCCUGUGGGGCGGCCUUCGUGGACUUCCUGCUGGAGGUGCAGACCAAGGUGCCUGGCCUGCCCAACCAAGUGAAGUGUGGCAGUCCUGGCCAGCUGCAGGGCCGGAGCAUCUUCGCGCAGGACCUGCGGUUAUGCCUGGAUGAGGUUCUCUCCUUGGACUGCUUUGGCAUUUCACUAUUGGCCGUGUCUGUGGGCAUGGCAGUACCAUUACUACAACAUCUCUGCGGCUGGGACGUCUGGUACUGCUUCCAUCUGUGCCUGGCAUGGCUACCUUUGCUGGCCCGGAGCCGGCGGGGAGCCCAAGCCCUGCCCUACGAUGCCUUUGUAGUGUUCGAUAAGGCGCAGAACGCGGUCGCCGACUGGGUGUAUAAUGAACUGCGGGUGCGGCUGGAGGAGCGGCGCGGGCGCCGAGCCCUGCGCCUGUGCCUUGAGGACAGAGAUUGGCUGCCCGGCCAGACACUCUUUGAGAAUCUCUGGGCCUCCAUCUAUGGCAGCCGCAAGACACUCUUUGUGCUGGCCCACACGGACCGGGUCAGCGGCCUUUUGCGCACCAGCUUCCUGCUGGCUCAACAGCGCUUGCUGGAGGACCGCAAGGAUGUAGUGGUGUUGGUGAUCCUGCGUCCUGAUGCCCACCGCUCCCGCUACGUGCGCCUGCGCCAGCGCCUCUGCCGCCAGAGUGUGCUCUUCUGGCCCCAGCAGCCCAGCGGGCAGGGCAGCUUCUGGGCCCAACUGAGCACAGCCCUGACUAGGGACAACCGCCACUUCUAUAACCAAAACUUCUGCCGAGGACCCACAGCAGAGUAGCCCAGAGCCACAGCUGGAUACAGCGGCACCUUCACGCCUGGCCACGCGGGUUGCUUGCCUACCUUGUUCUGUCAUUCUGCUUUUCUCCAGGAGCACACGAUGUAUGCUGCCAAACCCUGGGUUCCUGGACAGUGUGGG
This is a messenger RNA of Microtus ochrogaster (prairie vole), 4254 nucleotides long. RefSeq names its product twinfilin-2 (gene Twf2). Gene Ontology annotation, cellular component: myofibril; actin filament; cytoplasm. NCBI's taxonomy places the organism in Eukaryota, Metazoa, Chordata, Mammalia, Rodentia, Cricetidae. The record is from RefSeq and is a predicted model, not a curated record. Gene Ontology annotation, biological process: actin filament depolymerization; regulation of lamellipodium assembly; barbed-end actin filament capping. Gene Ontology annotation, molecular function: actin monomer binding; actin filament binding. The transcript is spliced from 9 exons. Bases 139 to 4116 code for a protein of 1325 amino acids.